AUGUCAAGUCAUCAAACUUCAUCCCCUUCCAAAAACGACGAAACUGUUCAUUCACAAACCACCAUAUCACCUUCAUACGAUUCUCUCCCUCAACAAAUCACCAUCGCUUAUCCUCUCACUACCAUUUUUCCUGAGGAAACAACGAAGAGAAAGAAGAUUUCAGCGAAGAAGCCAACGCCAAAGAAAACUACUUCGCGUGACGCAUCUGCUUCAAAAACGGGUAAGAAAUCAAAAUCUAAAUCUACUCUUAAAACGGUUCAUACAAUGCGUGAACUGUAUCUCGACAAUCCUGCUACUGCAAAUGUUGAUGUUAAUGUUGAAGCAUCUGAUUCUAGUAAGAAGAAUUUAAGCUCUGAAUUGGAUUUAACUGAAACCCUAGGAUUAGAAAAACCUAGGUCUGCUGAGAAAUUGGGGGAAACCUCCUUGGAAAACCCUAAUGUUGUUGUUGAUGAAAUUGGCGCUAACUCUAAGGCCAAUUUUGUGUCUGAGAUGACAGUUGAUGAGAAUGCAGGUUCUGGGCUAGAUGCUGCAAAUGAUGCUACAGCAUCUGAAGCACAUGUUGAUAUUAGUGCCUCUGUAGUCCCUGAUUCACCAAACUCUCCUGUGGUUCCUGUUAAUGAAAAGGGUACUGAAACCACCACCCCUGCUGAUGUCAUUACUCAGGAUAAGGGUAAAACUGCGAGUAUGCCUGAUACAAGAGAGGCAAAUGUAGUUGAUGUUGAAAACCUACAAGUCAAGAGUACUCCUAGGGCUGGUAUAUCUAGGAGGCUGAGGAGUAAUACAGGAAAGGAGAUAGCCACUCCUCUAGGGGCCACCAAAACUAAAAUUGGGCCUAAGAAACAGUGGAGCAAGGUCACUGUGCCCUCUGACAGUAAGAAGAAGAAUGUGAAGAGAAAAGUUGUCUCCUCAAGUGAUUCAGACUUUGAGGAUGAUGCUGCAGCACCUAUUGCAGCAUCCUCACAGAAGGCUGCUAAGAAAAAGAAGACUGUGGAAGAUAUUCCUCCUGUUCCUAUUGAUAAUAUAUCCUUCCAUCGUGUAGAAAAUGCAGAAAGGUGGAAAAUUGUGGUUAACAGAAGAUUAGCUUUGGAAAGAAACUUGCAUGAAGACUUUCUUGAAUGUCAAGAGGUUAUGGACUUGAUCAAUAAGGCUGGGCUGCUGAAGACUGUGACUGGUCUUGGAAACUGUUAUGAGAAAUUGACCAGAGAAUUCUUGGUCAAUGUUACAGCUGAGUGUGGUAAUCCUCUGAGCUCUGAGUACUUGAAAGUUUUUGUUAGAGGAAGGUGUGUGGACUUCUCUCCAGCCAUCAUCAAUCAAAGUCUGGGAAGGAGUACUGAUCCCUCACCUGAGUUAGAAGUAUCUAUGAAAAAGAUCUGCAGCAUUCUCACAGGUGGUGGUAUGAAGACUUGGCCUAGGACUGGAAAGUUGCCUGCUGCAAAAUUGACUGCCAAAUAUGCACUUCUCAACAAAAUUGCAGCUUCUAACUGGGUCCCCACUACACAUUCCAACAGUGUAGCUACAGGUCUGGCAAAAUUUAUAUAUGCUGUAGGUACUGGUACAUGCUAUGAUUAUGGCACUCAUAUUUUUCAUGCUACAAUUCUCCAUGGCUCUUCUACUGCUGUAAAAAUGCCUAUAGCAUUUCCCACUCUGAUCUGUAGUAUUAUCUUGUCUCAACAUCCUGACAUCUGCACUAACUCUGAUGUGCCUGUCUCUAGACCCUCAGCUUUAACCAUGGAUUUUAGAUUAUUGGAAGGAAAACAUGCUGCAGACAUUGCUGUAGCAUCUUUGAAGACACCAGCUGUAGGUAUGACCAAGAGACAGAUGAUUGCUAAUCUCAGGGAGGUUAGUAAUAUGCUAGGUGAGAAGAAGGAGCUGAUAGAUGGUGUAAUCCAAGCCUUGGAGCUUGAGCAGACAAAGGCAAAUGAGGAUGGAGUUGGUCCUUCCCAUGAUGUUUCUCAUUAUGAUGAUCUUGCAGGUGGUGACACUGUAGAAGAGGAGAUGGCCUCUGAUGAAAGCCCCUCCGUAUGA
Trifolium pratense (red clover) is the source of this 2025-nucleotide messenger RNA. RefSeq lists its product as uncharacterized. Bases 1 to 2025 code for a protein of 674 amino acids. Lineage: Eukaryota; Viridiplantae; Streptophyta; Magnoliopsida; Fabales; Fabaceae. The transcript has a single exon. The record is from RefSeq and is a predicted model, not a curated record.